AAAAAGAAGAAAAAAAGUACAAAGGUUUUUUUUCAUAAAUGUUUUGAUUUUGAGCGUAAAGUAUAAAGUUUAUUUAACGUGUCGCCGCACCAUGUUUUCGUAUCACUAAAAUCAAGGCAUUUUAUUGGAUUUCACGGUGACGUAAAACCAGGAAGUAGUAAAGUUUUUUGACGAAGAGGCAGAAGAUGAGUCGCAUCUAUCACAACACUGCGUUACAAAAUAAACCUGUGCAUAACGAGAAACUGUCCUCCACGUGGGAUCCAGUAAUCUACCAGAGUGGUCAUGGUGUGAUUUUAGAGGGGGCUGUCGUGGAUAUAUCACGUCAUGUCAUAACAGAUAAGAACGACAGAAAGGAACGCUUCAAUGUUUUGUACAUCAAAACCAGCCGAGUGCAUCGCAGAAAAUAUGAUUCAAAAGGAAAUGAGAUCGAGCCUAAUUUUAGUGAAACCAGGAAAGUCAACACUGGCUAUCUCAUGUCAUCCUUCAAAGUGGAGACUAAGGGUGAAACAGAUUGUCUCGAUGAGCGCCAACUUGGUGUACUCGUGAAUAAGGACGAGCUCCUUAAAGUAACUGCAAAGCAUUGCCCUAGUCAGACCAUUGCAUUCUGGAUCUCCGAGGCAGAGAUGGACAGGACAGAGAUUGAGUUGGGUCAAGAAAUUCGCCUUAAAACUAAAGGAGAUGGGCCUUUCAUUUUUUCCUUUGCAAAACUGGAUGGUGGUACAGUGACAAAGUGCAACUUUGCCGGAGACGAGAACGCCGGAGCAUCAUGGACGGAUAAAAUUAUGGCUAACAAGGCAGAUGCAAAGUGUACAGGGAAGAGCUCUAGUCAGGGUGAGGGAGCGGAUGAGGACGAAUGGGAUGACUAAAAAAAAAACUGUGAGGUUCCAGGACCAGAUAAGAAAAAAAACUGCGCCUUACUCCCCAAAGAAAGAUGAAGACAGUUUUCCAUGUGCAUGUGAAUGAAUGAUAUUUUUAAAACAAGGAGUGGGAAUAUGUGUAUGUGUUCAAAUCAUUGAGGUCAUAUAAGCGCAGUUAUUGACAAGGACUCAACUGUGUAAAAAGACUGCACUUUAAUUAUUUAGAUGUUUAAAACACAAGUUUCAGUUAAGAAACCUUUGGUAUGGAACAAUAUCACAAAAUGAGAAAAUUAACAAAGGUUGUUUAUAACAACACAUAUUUUUUUUAAAUACUUGUUUGUUUAUAAUUUGACAUACUGCAUACAACAAUAAAAUUUCCUUAUUACAGCUAUA
Messenger RNA from Triplophysa dalaica, 1250 nucleotides. It is a transcript of the gene arpin, whose product is annotated as actin related protein 2/3 complex inhibitor. The record is from RefSeq and is a predicted model, not a curated record. The transcript has 6 exons. Bases 186 to 866 code for a protein of 226 amino acids. Gene Ontology annotation, biological process: negative regulation of actin nucleation. NCBI's taxonomy places the organism in Eukaryota, Metazoa, Chordata, Actinopteri, Cypriniformes, Nemacheilidae.